This is a messenger RNA of Gossypium arboreum, 3378 nucleotides long. RefSeq names its product putative disease resistance protein RGA3. The record is from RefSeq and is a predicted model, not a curated record. Gene Ontology annotation, biological process: defense response to other organism. Bases 94 to 2871 code for a protein of 925 amino acids. Gene Ontology annotation, molecular function: ADP binding. NCBI's taxonomy places the organism in Eukaryota, Viridiplantae, Streptophyta, Magnoliopsida, Malvales, Malvaceae. The transcript has 5 exons.
UUCUGGUGCAAUUAAAUCUACAAUAAAUGAAAUCAAACAUCCCGGGCUAGUACUGAUCAUAUCUACCCUUUCUAAUACGAGUGCUGUCUUGCCAUGGCGGAAGCGAUUGUUUCUGGAGUCUUUGAACGGCUAACCUCCUUCAGCCUUCAAGUUGCUGAAAAUGGGGUGAGACUCGUUGUUGGUGUAAACGAAGAGCUCAAGAAGAUCGGCACCACUCUUUGCACCAUCCGAGCUGUCCUUGCGGACGCCGAGAAAAGACAAGUGAAGGAGCAAGCAGUUAAGCUUUGGCUUGAUAGGCUUCAAAACGUAGCUUAUGAUAUUGAAGACCUGUUGGACGGAUGGAGCACCGUGGUUAUCAGAUCGAAAAUCGAGGAAUCUCAAAGUUCUUUUCGGUUAAGUUCGCUUCAGCCCUUCGCCAAUUCUAUUCCACGACUUGUUCGGCGUCGUGGUAUUGCCACCAAGAUUAAAGAGCUAAGUGAAAGUCUUCAAGUCAUUGCAAAAGAGAAAGAUGAUUUUGCUUUCAUUGUAAAUCUAAUUCGGAAUGAUGAUAUAGAGCCUGAAAGACCUAAAACCACAUGUUUUGUUGAUGCAUCUGAAAUACGUGGUCGAGACCAAGAUAAAAACUCCAUUAUUAGCAUGUUGCUAAGCGAAAAUGGUCAAGAAAGGGGUGUCCCUAUAAUCUCCAUCGUGGGGAUGGGAGGGAUAGGGAAAACAACUUUAGCCCAAAUAGUUUACAACGAUAGAGAGGUGAACGCCUAUUUUCAGAAGAAACUAUGGGUGUGUGUUUCAGAUCCCUUUGAUGAGAUGAGGAUUGCAAAAGCAAUUCUUGAAGCUCUAACGGGUAUUCCCUCGGGUUUGGGUGAGUUGAACACUGUACUAGAGAAAAUCCAUGAAUCUAUUGUGGGAAAAAAGUUCCUACUUGUUCUUGAUGAUGUCUGGACAGAAGAUGAGAGGAAGUGGCAAUCAUUGAAAUGCUGUCUUAAAAGUGGUGCCCCCCCAGGAAGCAAAAUCUUGGUCACCACACGCAAGGAGAAUGUUGCUACUGUAAUGGGUUGUACCAGAUUAUUCCAUUUGGGGAAGUUGUCUGAAGAAGAGUGUUGGUCCUUAUUCAGUCAGGUAGCAUUUUCUGGAUGGAAUCACAGAGCGCGUCAGAUUUUGGCAGACAUUGGUAAGAAAAUUGCAGAUAAGUGCAACGGUUUACCUCUUGCAGCAAAAACACUCGGAGGUCUCUUACGUUUCAAAAAAUCUAGAGAACAAUGGCAAAGAAUCUUGGAUAGUAAUAUGUGGGAGCUUGAUGAGGCUGAAACCGGUCUUUUUUCUCCCUUAUUACUAAGCUAUUAUGAUUUGCCAGCGCCAUUAAGGCAAUGCUUCUCAUAUUGUGCCAUUUUCCCUAAAGGUUACAAGAUAGAGAAGGAUUUAUUGAUCAAGUUGUGGAUGGCUCAAGGUUUUCUUGGAGACGGAAAUGGGAUGGAGAUUGUUGGUGAAGAGUACUUCGAUAACUUAGCAAUGCGUUCUUUCUUUCAAGAGUUUGAGACGGAUGAAAAUGAUGAUGGUAUAAUACGAUGCAAAAUGCAUGAUAUAGUGCAUGACUUUGCUCAACUUUUGAGAAAAAGAGAAUGCUAUGUAGUAGCCAGCAAUGGUAUUGAAGAGCAAAGAGCUGAAUGGUAUCAUGAAAGUGCUCGUCAUUUAAGAGUAAUCCUUGAUAAUGAACAGGCUGUGAUUCCAAGUCUCCUUUAUAAUGCUAAAAAGCUUCGUAGCCUCCUAGUUGACUCAUGUCCUUCUAACUCAUCCACUUUAAAUGCAUCUUUGCCGAGAUUAUUUGAUCAACUAACUUGCCUGAGGAUGUUAGAUUUGAGCAACAACAGAUAUCGAAAGCAAACUUCAAUUACAGAACUUCCAUGCCAAAUAGGGGAACUGAUACACCUGAGAUAUGUCAGUUUGGAGGGAAAUAAAGGAUUAAAGGAAUUGCCUAUGACACUGUGGGACUUAUGUAACUUGCAAACUCUGAACAUCAGGUUGUGCUCAAGUAUUCAAAGUUCGAAGUUUAUACCUGAAGGGCUAAUCAAUUUGAGACAUCUCCAAAAUGCAGAAACAUAUGGAUGCACAUCCAAGGCAUUUGGACUGAAAAGAUCAAUUCUUCUACAGACAUUAGAGGAGUUUGUAGUGGAACCGUUUGGCUACCUUCUUGCUGGGGACGGGGAACAGAUAUUAAAAGAGUCUGAAAUGCAUAGGUCCAACCUUUGUGAUUUGGGAACCUUUGCUCUUCUUCGAGGAAAUCUCAAGAUAAUAGGAUUGGGAGAUGUGAGUAGACGUGAUGCAGAGGAAGCUGGACUGUGGAAGAAGACUGGCCUUCGUAAUUUGACUUUAUCCUUUAAUUCCAUGUACAAAGGUAUGAGAGUUCUGGAAGGAGCAUAUGCUCAUGAAUCAUCUGUUCUCGAAGCCUUACAACCACCUCUGUAUUUGGAAUCUUUGGACAUAAAUCGCAUGAAUGGUCCAACCGCUUUCCCUAGUUGGAUGGUGUCACUGACUAUGCUGAAGAGGGUUAGACUAUGGGCCUGUUUUAAUUGGAAAACCUUGCCUCCCAUGUGGAAGUUGCCAGUCCUUGAACAUCUAGAGAUAUGGGAAAUGAAGAAUGUGAAAGAAGUGGGCCAAGAAUUUAUGGGAGCAGAAACAGAAAAGGGUUGCCUCAAGUUAAAGUCUUUGCCACGCCAUCUUCUUCAGAAGACAACUCUGCAAGUAUUAGAUAUCUUCGAUUGCCCGAUCCUGACAGAGCGUUAUUCGAGAAAUGGGACAGGGGAGGACUGUCACUACAUUUCUCAUAUCCCUACGAUCACAAUUGAUGGUGAAGACGUGAAAAGAGAUGGGAAUUGAUCAAACUCUUCUUGGCUUCAAAGCAUUGGAAACAAUUAUAUACAAGCCACAUUCCAUGCUUUGCAACAAACUUUAUAUCCAUUGUUUAGUUUCCAGGUUUGCGUUCAACGAGUUAGUUACGGAGCCAUUUACCUGGAUGCUACCAAUCUGCCAAAACCCGAUCUUUACAAAAUUUUGCAGCAUUAAAUCAGGAUGCAAUUAGUCAAAAACGAGCAAAAAGGGGCCAAAUUGAAGCACAAAUCAUUGAGUUGUGGCCAAAUCAUAAAGAUGGGAAGGCCAAGGACUUAACAUCAAAAUUUGACUUUGUAAAUAGCUAAAAAUAGAAGAUAUUAUUUUAUUUUGUUUUAUUAUUUUUUAUUUAUUUUUAUUUUAUUAUUUUAGGAUUAAGCUAUUUUUAGUAAACCCUAUUUAUAUAAAUAGGGGCUUUUAGUUCUUAGAAAAUCAUCUCUUGUUUUUGUAUUCCUACUUCUAUUUGGAAUAGAAAUACUCUCCUUUUCCCUUUUCAAA